GCUGCGAAGACGCAGCAGGGAGCUGAGAAAGGGACAGAAACUAGAUCUCUCCAAGCUGCAUUCAAGUCCCGCACUCGCCUCAUCUGUAAAUUUCAUACUUUGAAUUGAAACCUUUAUUUUUCUACUAAAAUGGCUGGUGGCCCGCUGACAGGGUUGCUGGUUGCGCUGUGCGUAAGCAGCGCAGUGCACGGGCUGCCAAAGAAAACCAAAAGACAAAGUGGCCAGUAUCAAGUGUAUCCUGAUCUUCGUGAUACAUCUGCCGUCUCUUCAGUGGGCUGUGAGGAAAACGGUCGGUCAUACAGACCUUACGAGCAGUGGGAGAAACCCUACCUGGAUGCCACACUGGUGUGCACCUGCAAUGGAGCAGCAGGCAUCAAGUGUAAAACUAAGCCUGAAGUGGAGGAGACGUGCUAUGACAAGUACAAUGACCGCACAUACCGGGUCGGGGAAACCUACGAGAGACCAAAGGACGGGAUGAUGUGGGACUGCACAUGCAUCGGCUCUGGUCGAGGGAAGAUCAGCUGUACCAUUGCGAAUCGUUGCCAUGAAGGUGGCAGGUCUUAUAAAAUCGGGGACACCUGGCAGAGGCCUCAUGACACUGCUGACUACAUGCUGGAGUGUGUGUGUCUAGGAAACGGCAAAGGAGAGUGGACAUGCAAACCAGUGGCUGAGCGAUGCUACGACAACACUGUUGCAUCAUCAUACGUGGUUGGAGAGACAUGGGAGAAACCGUACCAGGGCUGGAUGAUGUUGGACUGCACCUGUCUGGGAGAGGGAAAUGGACGCAUCACAUGCACCUCAAGGAACCGCUGCAAUGACCAGGACACCAGGAGGUCCUACCGUAUCGGAGACACCUGGACAAGGCCGGACACAAGUGGACACAUCCUGAACUGUCAGUGCUUAGGAAACGGCCGUGGAGAAUGGAAGUGCGAGAGACACAAAUCAGGCCGACCCACAGGCGCUGUGGUGGUGACCCCACAGAGUCAGCUGCUGCCUGAAGGGAUGUGCCGCACAGAUGCUGGAGCGACCUACUAUGAUGGACAACGCUGGUUCAGGAGUCAGGGUAGCAAACAGAUGAUCUGUACCUGUCUGGGCAAUGGCAUCAGCUGUCAGGAGUAUGAGGCAAGGAAUCAGGCGUACGGUGGGAACUCAGAUGGUCAACCCUGUGCUUUCCCCUUUGUCUUCAUGGGAAAGACUUACUACUCCUGCACCUCAGAUGGACGCACAGACGGGCAGCUCUGGUGCUCCACAACUAGCGACUAUGAGAGAGACCAGCAGUACUCCUUCUGUACUGUGAAGAGUGCCAUCGUUGCAACAAGAGGUGGAAACUCCAACAACGCCCUCUGUCACUUCCCCUUCCUCUACAGUGGACGCAACUACACCGACUGCACCGCUGAUGGACGGCGUGACGGUAUGAGGUGGUGUGGUACCACCUACGACUACGACACAGAGCAACGCUUUGGAUUCUGCCCCAUGGCUGCUCAUGAGGAGGUAUGUACCACCAGUGAGGGGAACAUGUACCGUGUAGGAGACAAGUGGGACAAACGCCAUGAUGUCAUGGGUCACAUGAUGGAGUGCACAUGUCUGGGAAACGGUAGAGGAGAGUGGAACUGUGUCGCUCACUCACAGCUGCGAGAUCAGUGUAUUGUUGAUGGCUACACCUAUGAGGUCAACCAGGAGUUCUCCAAGCGUCACAGCGAAGGCUACCUGAUGAACUGUACCUGCUAUGGACAGGGACGCGGACGCUGGAAGUGUGAUGCUAUUGAUCAGUGUCAGGAGCCUCAAACUAGGGCCUUCUAUCAGAUCGGAGAGGCAUGGGACAAAGUCAUCCACAGAGCCCACUAUCGCUGUUAUUGCUACGGCAACGGCAUUGGAGAGAUGAGAUGUGAACCUCACCAGACUCACCCAGAUGGCUACAGGCCCGUCCAGGUGAUCAUCACAGAGGCCGGGAAGCAGCCAGACUCCCACCCCAUUCAGUGGAACGCCCCCUCGUCUGUGCACAUCACCCAGUACCUCCUCAAAUGGAGAAUCAAAAACAGCAGCGGACCCUGGAAGGAGGCCACCAUCCCCGGACACCUCAACUCCUACACCAUCAGCGGGCUCCGCCCAGGCGUCACCUACGAGGGUCAGCUGAUCAGCAUCCUACGCUACGGACGCCGUGAGAUCACACGCUUUGAUUUCACCACCACCCAUGGCUCCUUGGAAACAUCAGAAGGGGAGACGACUGCGCCUCCUCCCGUGGUGGACACCUCUGAGUCUGUGACAGAAAUCACCUCAAAUAGCUUUGUUGUGUCGUGGACGUCGGCCUCUGCUACUAUCUCCGGCUUCAGGGUGGAGUAUGAACUCAGUGAGGAGGGAGCUAAGCCUAAAGUGCUGGAUCUUCCUCGUACAGCCAGCUCCGUCACCAUCUCUGACCUUCUACCUGGACGCAGAUACAACGUCAACGUCUACGAACUCCCAGAUCAAGGACAACCAAACCUCAUUCUGAGCACCUCCCAGACCACAGCUCCCGACAGUCCUGCUCGUCAUGCAGUUGAUGAGGUGGGCGAGACUUCCAUCAGGAUCAGCUGGGCCAGGCCUCAGGCUCCUAUCACUGGUUACCGUGUUGUGUACACACCAUCCGUGGAAGGCAGCAGCACCGAGCUGACCCUGCCAGACGCAGUGACAUCAGUGAACCUGGUCGACCUCCACCCUGGAGUCCUUUACAACAUCAGCAUCUAUGCUGUGGAGGAGGACCGGGAGAGCGAGCCUGUGUUUGUACAAGUCAACACUGCAGGAUCUCGCCUGCCAGAGGAGGUCCCAGCACCCACAGACCUGCAGUUCUAUGAGGUCACCGAUGUAAAGAUCACAAUCACCUGGACCGGCCCUCCCAGUGAGGUGACAGGUUAUAGGGUAACCUACUCCCCUGUUGGUCCCGAUGGCAGAGAGAUCAGACCCCUUCCACUGCCAGUCUCACGCAACGCUUACGCCGAUGUCACCCACCUGCAGCCAGGAACACAGUACCGCUUCUACAUCUACGCCAUCAACGGUGGAGUGGAGAGCGAGCCACUGGUGGGAGAAAAGUCAACCAAACCGGAUUCACCCAUCAAUCUGCGUUUCACCGACCUUGGCCCUGACAGUGCAUUGGCUAUCUGGGAAGCUCCUCGUGCCAUCGUCAUUGGCUACCGUCUCUACCUGAGCAUUGGGGGAAGCAGCCCUGUUGAGAAGAGGAUCCCGGGCAAGGUCACCCAGUUCCCUCUGAGGAAUUUACGUCCAGACACCCAGUACACCGCCACGCUCCACUCUGAGCUGAACAAUGAGCUCAGCGAGGGCAUCACUACCUACUUCAGCACCACCCCAGAGAUGGGAAAUGCUCCUCCUUUCAGCACUGAGGUCACUGAUACCUCCAUCAUCAUCACCUGGAUACCGGUCCGCAGAUUCAGCUACAAGCUGUCUGUUCUCCCCAGUCAGGAGGGCGAGACUCCCAGAGAAGCGACCUCUGACACUGGACGUAUUUUUAUUCCCGAUCUGAUCCCUGGGACUCAGUACACUUACAGUGUUCAGCCCAUCAUCAAUGGACGUACCAGAGGACAACCUGUCACCCGCAAAGUUUUCACUUCUCUUUCUCCUCCCACUGACCUCAGAGUCGAGUCCAGCCCCAACACAGGAGAUCUGACUGUUCACUGGGUCGCCUCCAAAACACCAGGCACCACGGGCUACAGAGUGACGAGCACGCCAGUCAACGACCAGCGAGGAAACUCUCUGGAAGAGCUGGUCAGAGCCGAUCAAACCUCUAUCAGGCUAGAGAGCCUGAACCCUGGUGCCGAGUACAACGUCAGUGUCUUCACCAACAAGGGUCAUUUAGAGAGUGUUCCUGUGUCCACUAUUGUCACACCAGCAAUCCCAGCUCCAACCAACCUACAGUUUAGCGGGGUGGGCCCUGACCACAUAAGGGUGACUUGGACAGUCCCCAAUGUUGCCACGCCAACUGACAUCUCCCGCUUUGUCAUCCGUUACCACCCUGUCGCCACUGAUGAUGACACCAGGGAGGUUAAUGUUGGCGGAGCCACCAACACAUUCCUGCUGCAGAACCUGCUGCCCAACACUGAGUACAGCAUCAGUGUUGUGUGUGUGUACGGUGAACGAGAAAGUCAACCAGCCACAGGAACUCAGAGGACGACUCUGGAUUCCCCUACUGGCCUGGAUUUCUCUGACAUCCGCACCACCUCCUUCACCAUUCACUGGUUGGCUCCCACUGCUGCUAUCACCGGGUACCGUGUCCGCCAUCAGGCAACAAGCGGUGGGCGGGUGAAGGAUGAGAGGCUUCCCCCAAGCAGAACGUACUUCACCCUGACUGGACUGGCACCAGAGACAGAGUAUUUGAUUUAUGUGUAUGCUGUCAGCAACAAUCAGGAGAGCCAACCUCUGACGGGAACACAGGCAACCAUCUCUGAUGCCCCAACAGACCUGCAGGUAACAUCAGCCACCUCCACUAGCAUCACCAUUCGAUGGGACGCCCCCUCUGCCUCAGUAAAGGACUACAAGAUCACCUACACCAGCACAGGUGGUGCCACUAAAGAGUUCACAAUCCCCGGUACUCAGACCACCGCCACCAUCACUGGUCUGAAUCCAGGCACUGACUACACCAUCACUGUCUACUCUGUUAGUGGAAGAGGAGACAGCCCGGCAUCUGCCACCCCUGUUUACGUCACACACAAGACCGAUAUCGAGGCCCCCACUGACAUGAGACUGACUGAUGUGAGUGACAACGCCAUCACAGUGCGCUGGAGUCCUGCUCAGGGACCAGUCCAAGGCUACAGAGUCACCAGUGUCCCCAAGAAUGGCCUGGGACCCUCCUACUCUGAGGUGGUGGCCCCUGAUCAGACAGAGAUUACCUUCACUGGUCUGAUGCCCACUGCGGAGUAUGUCUUCAGUGUCUAUGCUCUUGGAAAUGAUGGACAGCCUUCUUCCCCUGUGGUGGAUAAUGCUAUCACUGCUAUGGACCGCCCCAAAGACCUGGCCUUCUCCAACAUUGACUCCACCUCCAUGCGCAUCACCUGGGACAGUCCAGACGGCACGGUGACAUCAUACCGUGUCUUUUACUCCAGCCCAGAGGAAGGUGAGAGAGAGCUGCGUCCAGCACCCAGAGGUGACCAGAACAGUGUGGUGAUCAGAGGUCUCCGCCCCGGCACAGAGUACACCGUAAAAGUCAUCGCCCUCCAUGACCGCACACCCAGCAAACCGCUGGUGGGAACCCAGGCUACAGUUAUCCCUGCACCAACAAACCUGAUAAUCUCAGAGGUCAGCCCCUCCACCUUUGCUGUGUCAUGGCGAGCCCCUAAUGCACGUCUGACAGGCUACCGUGUAGUCGUCAACCCCAAGAACAUCAACGGCCCCACCAAAGAGAUGAACGUUGCUCCGGACACCACACGUGUUGUCAUACCUGGACUCAUGGUGGCAACAACAUACCAGGUGAACGUCUACGCUUUGAAGAAUUCCGUCACCAGCAGACCACUUGAGGGAGAGGUGACCACGCUGGAAGAUGUGAGCCCCCCUCGGCGUGUGCGUAUCUCUGCUGUUAAAGAUACAUCUUUCACGCUGACCUGGCGCUCCAAGUUGGAAACCAUCACCGGUUAUCUCAUAGAAGCUACACCAGUUAGCGGCACCAGCCCAACCAUCAGCAAUAAUAUUCCAGCAAGCACCAGCACCUAUACUCUCACAGGUCUGCAGCCCGGCACCACAUAUUCUGUUAGCCUGUACACUCUGAAUGGCAACACAAGGAGCGCCCCGAUCACCCUCAUGAUUCAAACAGCUGAACCAGCGGUCCAGGCUCCCACCAACCUCCAGUUCACAUCUUUGACCCCAACCUCCAUCUCCUUCACAUGGAGGCCCCCUCCCUCACAGAUCACAGGAUACUACAUCACCUAUGAGGAGUCAGGAAGAGCACCAAGAGAGCUGACCCCAAGACCCCAUGCUGGCCAGAACUACGCCACCAUAUCUAGCCUGAAGCCGGCCACAGAGUACAUCAUUAAGAUUGUUGCCAUCCAGGGCACACAGAGGAGCUCACCUCUGGUGGGAAAAGUCAGGACCAACCCAGACUCCCUGCUCCCCCUGCCUCUGCCCCGCCCUGGAGGCAUAGACGACAAGCUGGAUGUGCCUGAGACUGACUUUGACAACACAGUUCAGGUAGUGGGCACCAGUGGCCAGGAUGGGCUAGGUGGUCAGAGCCAGCAUGUGGAGUACACAGAGUUCAACAACAACAAUGGAGACAACAGAUAUAAUGGGAACAGUGGAAACCCACAGUAUCCCUACGGGCAAGUACGUGAGCCGCUGGUCUUUGUGCCCCUUCCUGAUGCAGAGGGCCGCAGGCUGCCCAUCCUGAAGCUGAACUUGCCCAUCAACACUGGCUUUGGUAAUGAUACUGGAGUACCACAAGAGGCCCAAACUCAGACCACCAUUUCCUGGAAGCCUUACAGGCAGAGCAACGCCUACCUGGUAUCCUGUCAGCCCAUUACACACCAAAAUGAGAAAAUGUUCCAGGUCCGCCUGCCAGGCACAGCCACCACAGCCACACUGAUUGGACUAACCCCUGGAGCUGAUUAUAAUGUGAUCGUUGAGGCUCUGCUGGGGGCGCUCAAACACAAGAUCCUGGAGCAGGUCAUCACCACUGGAAACACAAUCCCAGAGGGAGUUCCCACCAGCAAGGAUUCCUGCUAUGACGCCUUCACUGCUACACACCACGAUGUCGGUGCUGAAUGGGAGCGAAUGUCUGAGACCGGCUUCAAGCUGUGGUGCAGGUGUCUCGGUCUCGGCAGUGGCCACUUCAGAUGUGAUUCAUCCAAGUGGUGCCAUGACAACGGCAUCAAUUAUCGCAUUGGAGAGAGGUGGGACCGCCGUGCAGAGAACGGUCACCUGAUGAGCUGCACUUGUUUGGGAAAUGGAAAAGGAGAAUUCAAGUGUGAACCACAUGACUCAGUGUGCUAUGAUGAAGGCAAAACUUACCAGGUUGGAAACCAGUGGCAGAAGGAGUACCUGGGUGCCAUCUGCACCUGCACAUGCUUUGGAGGACAGCAGGGAUGGCGAUGUGAGAACUGCCGUAGACCAGGCACUGAUGUUGAUGCCAGUCUGCUGCAUCCUGUAAGAUAUGGAGACAAUACUCUACAGAAACCGAAAAUUCACUGUCCCAUUGAGUGCCUCCGCCCCGACCUGCUGGCAGAUGCGCACGCUUCUCCAAACACUCGGGAGUAAAAGAUCCAUCAUUGCCUUUUCUCCCUCACUGUCCAACCGCUGCACUGUUUCACCCCAUAGAAGCCAUGCUGUCUACAACCAAACUGAAUUGACACAUAUUUAGCUGAAGGUUUUAGUGCAUUAAGUGCCCUGCUGCGUGAUCAAAGCGAUCCUCUUUAAAGCCAGUCUUUUCACUGUUCAAUGUCAAGUUUCUAAAUUGAUAAAUGCAGGCUCCUGCCUGUAACAUUUCCCUCUGGUGUUACCUCAAUGGAAGUAAACAUCAGAAUUAUUUUUCCAUUAAAAUAUUUCUUAAUCGAGAAGAAACCCUCAUAAAAUAAGCACUGUUUAAGAAUGUCCAUGUAGUUUUACACAUUGUUGUUUAAGUUGUCCAUAAAAAUGUGCUUUUCUUUUCUGUAGCUCUCCUGAAGGGUGGCACUGCGUGUGAUUGACACAUUCUGAUUUUUUCUGUCUCUUUACUAAUUUAUCCCUCUAAUCUCAUCGUGUGAAUGUGUGAGCUGGGAUGUGAUUUUAUGAACUGUUCUAUUUUUGUAAUUUGUUGUUGGUGCCAAAGUUGUUUCUACCUUUGACAAAAAAAUCCCUUGUUUUAAUAAAGCUGGAGAGAUCCUGAAACAUU
Molecule: messenger RNA, 7840 nt
Organism: Cheilinus undulatus (humphead wrasse)
Lineage: Eukaryota; Metazoa; Chordata; Actinopteri; Labriformes; Labridae
Gene: fn1b
Product: fibronectin 1b
Exons: 45
Coding region: 130-7227 (2365 amino acids)
Biological process (GO): cell-substrate junction assembly; nervous system development; heart development
Cellular component (GO): extracellular region
Molecular function (GO): integrin binding; proteoglycan binding
Source: RefSeq, a predicted model, not a curated record